Messenger RNA from Peromyscus californicus insignis, 4261 nucleotides. Its product is annotated as cytochrome P450 2B1-like. Bases 2391 to 3872 code for a protein of 493 amino acids. Gene Ontology annotation, molecular function: oxidoreductase activity, acting on paired donors, with incorporation or reduction of molecular oxygen, reduced flavin or flavoprotein as one donor, and incorporation of one atom of oxygen; iron ion binding; heme binding. Gene Ontology annotation, biological process: xenobiotic metabolic process. The record is from RefSeq and is a predicted model, not a curated record. Gene Ontology annotation, cellular component: cytoplasm; intracellular membrane-bounded organelle. The transcript is spliced from 10 exons. Lineage: Eukaryota; Metazoa; Chordata; Mammalia; Rodentia; Cricetidae.
UGGCACUAGAGAAGCUUUUAGAAUUCUUAUGAGAAGGAACAGUGGGAAGGUAGGUAGGGAGAUAGGUGCUGGAUGUUCUGUCUAGAUUAGGACCCCCAAAGAGACCACUGGAGACCAAAGAUGUCCAGAAUGCAAUACCAAGGUUUAUUUGACCCAGCGCACAUGCGUGCAUAGUUCUAGCUAGCAGGGAACCCUCAUCCACCACGCCCAACGCCGAGAGGCAGGGAGGAGAGUUCCUCUUUCUUGAGGAAGUUAGUUUUUAUAGGCAAAACCCACAAAAUUCCUUAGAGGGGAGGGGGUUAGUACGGGUCCAUCCUUGAUUGGUCCAGUUUUUCCUGGGCCUGGACUUUGUCUUAUUUCAGCUUAUCUGUUUGCCCUGUCAGGAGUUUUACAACCCAUCUCCAGUGUCUGGUCAUGUUAUCUCCAGAGAGGGGCAUCUCGUGGUUAAUUGGUCACCACCAGACAUCCUGACUUUGUUCUUUUGAAAACACUUGACUUCACCCUCUCCAGGAAGGGGGAACUCAUUCAGUUCUGUUUAUUUUUAAGAUAUUUGUUCCCUCAGCUCCUUUGGGUUUCUGGGGGGACUGUGUCUGGGACUUUGGUGGGGGUCUUUCACUAGUAGACAUACUCUGCUCUCCAUCCUGGAGAGUGCUGAAAGUCUCAGGAAAAUGUAGCGGAAUUCAGCUACUAAGACAAAAGCUACUACCUGGGAAGUCAAGGAGUUUUCCAGAGGUGAAUCCAUGGCUUAAGGAGUCUUGGUGAUAUUUUAGCUUUUGUAUGUACAUUAGCCUGUUCCUGCAAUGAUUUUCUUGUAUGCUAUGUAUGCCCCCAAGAACUUUUAAUGGUGUAUUUUACCUGAAAUACUUCUCAAGCAUCCUAGGCCAUACAGCAAACAGUCUCCUGAAUUAAGGUAAACACCCUUCUGGAGAUACUGCCUAGGAGACAGGUGAGGCUAGGUGCAUAGCUUUGUUUCUUUUGAAAGCUCAGACCCUCCUUCCUCUCACAGGAAGUGGCAUUCCAGAACAAUUGACCCAGAACAAAAGGGUUUUUUGCAUACCAGGUGAAGGGACAGAAUGGGGCAGGUUUCCCAGCUUGGAGCAGUGUGGCCCAGCCAGAGGAGAAAGCAGCAAGGCAGAGGUUCUGAAGAUUGUAGGUGGACUGAGUUGGGUCAGGAGAGUAGAAGAGGAAGGGAAGAAGACAGAUGGAGGAACAGACGGAGUUAAGAUGAGGUCAAGAUGGGAAGAGCUUAGUUAGGACUAGGAAAAUGAGAGGACAGGAAGAGAAGGGAUAGAGAGGAGCUGAGUAUGAGAACAGAACAGAAGCCAUGUAGAGAAAGAACUGACUCAGAAAAAUAAAGUGAAUGAACUAAGAGAUUCGAAUACAUGGAUUAAUUUAGUGUCAUCAAAGAUUAGAUUAUCAGCUGGUUGUAGAUUCUUCCUGGACUCUGGGAGAGGGCUAUCAAGGGGCUGGACACUCCAUUGUCUGCAUUAGAAGAGCAGCAUUUGCUUGCGUAGAGCCUGUGAAUCUCAUAAGUCCAAAGCUGAGAUGGUUCUCAGAAAAGCUGGGACAGGGCCCUCAGGGAAGGGUAUGUGAGAGAUGGUCAAGAGAAACCACAGAGUUCAAAUUUGAGUUCUUCCCUGAUGAGACCCAGACAACACUGAGGCAUGUGAUCCAGUGAGAGGAAGGACCCAUCGCUAACAUCACCUUGUGAGGUCUGGGCCCUUCAUUGUAACCAGGAAGAAAAUACGGAGAUACUGCAACAAACUACAUGGGUGAUCCUUUGUCACUGGUCCACAAUAAUGCUGACAUACAUGAGGGGUAAGUGAUGUUGAUGGUUUUGGGUCUUUGAUAACAGUAAUUUCUUGGUUUGAAAUAAUUUUGGAAGGUCUGUGACUGGAAUCUGAUUCUUAUAGAGUCAAGAAUGACCUUCAGAGUCCUGAACUUGUAUCUGUUCAUUUUCACAUUCACUUGAUGCAGAUAUGAAUGUGAAAUCCAAGUUGAUAUGUAAGCACGGAAUGUAUUCUAUCAACCGAGCCCAUCUCCAGAAGGUUUUGCCCUUGAAUGUGUAUGUAGCUCUGUAGAUGUCAGUGUUGUCAGAAUGGCUGGCUCUAUUUCAGUUUCUCUCCUUCUUCCUCUUUCCUGAGGAUGACUCAACACAUCCUUCCAGGUUCUUCAUCUGUCAUCACUUCUUUUGUCAAAAUGUCAAGCAUCUAUGGACUAGACAGUGAGCAGGUCAUCAGCAGCCCAAGCAGGAAGUAUGGCUGCUCACACUCCUGGACAAUGACAAGAUAGGAGGCGGGAACAGUUGAAGUUGCUCAACUGGUUGGACAGGCAGGUUUGGCAUAAAAGGUUCUGAUGGAGUGUGCAGUGGAAUAUACAGUCAUCAGACCAUGACCAUGGAGCCCAGUGUCCUGCUCAUCCUCACUCUUCUCAUCAGCUUUUUGCUACUCCUGGUCAGGGGCCACACGAAAGCCUGUGGCCACCUACCUCCAGGACCGCGUCCCCUGCCCCUCUUGGGGAACCUCCUGCAGAUGGACAGAAGAGGCCUUCUCAACUCCUUUAUGCAGCUUCGAGAAAAAUAUGGAGAUGUGUUCACAGUGCACCUGGGACCAAGGCCUGUGGUCAUGCUGUGUGGGACAAAGGCCAUAAGGGAGGCUCUGGUGGACCAAGCUGAGGCUUUCUCUGGCCGGGGGACAGUUGCUGUGGUUGAGCCAAUUCUACAGGGAUAUGGUGUGAUCUUUGCCAAUGGAGAACGCUGGAAGGCCCUUAGGCGAUUCUCUGUGGCCACCAUGAAGGACUUUGGGAUGGGGAAGCGAAGUGUGGAGGAGCGGAUAAAGGAGGAGGCCCGAUGUCUGGUGGAGGAGCUGCAGAAAUCCCAGGGAACCCCCAUGGACCCCACCUUCCUCUUCCAGUGCAUCACAGCCAACAUCAUCUGCUCCAUUGUCUUUGGAGAGCGCUUUGACUACAAAGACUGCCAGUUCCUUCACCUCCUGGACCUGAUCUAUCAGACCUUCUCACUAUACAGCUCAUUCUCCAGCCAGGUGUUUGAACUCUUCUCUGGCUUUCUGAAGUACUUUCCUGGUGCCCACAAGCAAAUCUUCAAAAACAUGCAGGAAGUCCUCGACUACAUUGGCCAGAGUGUGGAGAAGCACAGGGCAACCUUGGACCCCAGCAAUCCAAGAGACUUCAUCGAUACCUACCUUCUAUGCAUGGAGAAGGAGAAGUCCAACCCACAUACAGAGUUCGAUCACCAGAACCUCAUGAUCUCCGUGCUGUCUCUCUUCUUUGCUGGCACUGAGACCACCAGCACCACGCUCCGCUAUGGCUUCCUGCUCAUGCUCAAAUAUCCCCAUAUUACAGAGAAAGUCCAAAAGGAGGUCGAUCAGGUGAUCGGCUCACACCGCCUACCAACACUUGACGAUCGCACCAAAAUGCCUUACACUGAGGCUGUCAUCAAUGAGAUUCAGAGAUUUUCAGAUCUCGCCCCGAUUGGUGUUCCACACAAAGUCACCAAAGACACUUUGUUCCGAGGUUACCUGCUCCCCAAGAACACUGAAGUGUACCCCAUCCUGAGUUCAGCUCUUCAUGACCCACGGUACUUUGAACAACCAGACACCUUCAAUCCUGACCACUUCCUGGAUGCCAAUGGGGCUCUGAAGAAAAAUGAAGCUUUUAUGCCCUUCUCUAUAGGAAAGCGAAUUUGUUUUGGUGAAGGCAUUGCCCGCAACGAAUUGUUCCUUUUCUUCACCACCAUCCUCCAGAACUUCUCUGUGUCCAGUCCCGUGGCUCCUGAGGACAUUGACAUCAGUCCCAAGGAGAUUGGCUUUGGCAAAGUGCCCCCAACAUACCAGAUCUGCUUCUUGGCCCGCUGACUGGGCUGUGGUGGCCAGGUCUCCCCGCUCCUGUUGAGAAUGGCCCCAUCUUUCUGCCUCUGAGAAACCUGCUGGAAUCCAGGCCCUCAGUCACUGCUCACUUCCUUCCUCCUUCCUGUAGCUUCUGCAAAGCUGGAGAUGUGUUCUUCUGCCCUGUGAAUGACACUGGAGAAAUCAAACAAAUGUCUUUCUAGAAGUAUGAACAGAGAGACUUCUGGAGGCCACAUCUCAUACUAAGUCACUCCCAACAGCCAUAGUCCCCACAUAUCAGCUCCCGGUGAUCCAUGAUCUAUGCUGAUGAACUCUGUAUAUGGUUGAAUUCUUUGUCUCUGGACUUGCCUAAUAUGUAUGGUUCAUGUCAACAGAAUCACAUAGUGUGUGAUCUUUUG